This is a messenger RNA of Emericellopsis atlantica, 556 nucleotides long. Its product is annotated as 40S ribosomal protein S25. The coding region runs from base 90 to 368 and encodes 92 amino acids. Lineage: Eukaryota; Fungi; Ascomycota; Sordariomycetes; Hypocreales; Bionectriaceae. Gene Ontology annotation, cellular component: cytosolic small ribosomal subunit. Gene Ontology annotation, molecular function: structural constituent of ribosome. The transcript has 3 exons. The record is from RefSeq and is a predicted model, not a curated record.
AGUGGGAUUAUGACCUUCUCGACUGAACGCCUUGUCCAAAAAUUCCGUUCCCUCCACACGCCCGUUGAACGACAACACAUCCAGACAAAAUGGCGCCCACCGCAAAGAAGCAAAAGAAGAAGUGGUCCAAGGGCAAGGUCAAGGACAAGGCCCAGCACGCUGUCAUCCUCGACAAGACCACCUCUGAGAAGCUCAACAAGGAUGUCCAGUCGUACCGCCUCGUCACCGUCGCUGUUCUCGUCGACCGCAUGAAGAUCAACGGCUCGCUCGCCCGCAAGUGCAUUGCCGACCUCGAGGAGAGGGGCAUCAUCCGCCCGAUCGUCACCCACAGCAAGAUGAAGAUUUACACCCGUGUCGGUGCUGCCUAAGUUAAUGGCUCCACGAACUUGGUAUUGGGAUAUGGCGUCGGGAUGGCCUGCUUGAUAAAAGGCCCGCAAGGUCAAGGGACGGUGUCAGGCGGAAAAGCCUACAGGGACAUCGUUUUUGCAAUGAAUGCUCAUGGACCGGAUCUGCCUCCGAAACGGCGACGAAAUGAAAAUGACGUUAAAUCAUCCAA